AUGGAGAGCAGGAGCCGCGAACCCGACGCAGUGCAUGUGGCGCUGCGAGUGGUGUCGCCGUCGGGGGCGCGUGGUGGCAGCGCGCGCGUCCUGUCCGUCAACCGCCACCCGCCUUGCGUGAGCUACACACCGGGCGGUGGGGCUGGGAGCUCAGCGACGGUGUUUGGCGCCGAUGCGGUAUACUCGGAGGCCGACUCGAACAAGGCCGUGUAUGCCUCGUCCGUUCGUCCGCUUGUUGCUGCCGCCCUCCAAGGCGCCUCGGGCCUGCUGGCCGUCCAUGGCCGGACAGGGACCGGCCGCUUGGCCCUGCUGUGCGGGACCGGCGACGGCGGCGACCGAUCCAUCAUCCUGCGCGCCCUGCAGGACAUCUUCUACUUUCUGCGCAAGCGCGCAUCCGUCGAAGCUGCUGCCUCACCCGCACCGACCGGCAUGGACUCGGUCGGCUUUGCCCUCCACGCCUCGCUGCUGCAGGUCGGUCCGGGCGAGGAGCUCGUCGACGUUUUGCGCCCGGCAUCGGGUUCGCUGCGCCUAGUCGAGGCCCCCGCCGGCGAUGCCAUGGAAGUCGAGGGCCUUUCGCUUCGCCCGCUGGCCAACCCGGGCGACAUCGAGCCGCUCCUCGCCCGCCUUGCCCGCCGGACCAAGGGUGAGUCGGUCGAGCACCGCAAGGCCUCGUCGGUCGUCCUUAUCCUCACCAUCGCCCAGAGUCAGACCUCGCGCGCACAGCGAACCCGCUUUGUCACCACAUCCAAGCUCGGGUUCGUCCUCCUACCGUCGGCAGAGGUUGCCACCGCACAGGUUAACCGUUCGCUCAACGCGCUCCGCGCCGUCCUCACCCUACUUCGCUGCCACGCUCGCGAGUCACCCGACGCUACGCUUCUUGUCCGCUCCAUCCCUUACGCAUAUGCCAAGCUCACUACUGCUCUCAAGGAUAUGCUAUCACCAGCGUCUCACGUCGUGCUCAUCGCCACCGCAUCGGAUGACGACAAUCAGCUCGACGCCUCGCUCGCCACCUUGCUCUACGCCUCGCGUGUUGCCGCACCACUCUACGGCUCGGAUCCGGACAUUGGCGAGCUGCUCGGCGGUUAUGGCAUGCCCCAUGGAGCACCCGGCUUUGGCUCACCAGCGCAGAGGCAGCAUCCGGCAGCGGGUGACUCUGUCGACGGGCAGCUAGGUUUCGCGGCGUCUGGGGCCGGUGCCAGCUUUACUUCGGAGCCGUCAAUGGCGGCUGCGCUCGACGCCGCAACCGUCGACAAUGCCACUCUGACUAAGCUGCUUGCGGCAUCACAGGACAAGCUCGCCGCCGCUGUCGAUGAAAGCCAGCAUGCACAGGCUGAGGCCAAGGACGCUACCGAGCGCCUGCGGGUCGAGUCGGAGCGGGCUGCGGCAGCAGCCAAGGCCCACACAACUGCCACCAAGCAGCUUGCCAAGUGCCGCAACGAGCUCAACUCGGCGAGGGCCACAGCCAAGUCGGCAUCGGCGUCGGCGGCCCAGGCCGAGGCUGACCGCGACGAGCUCACCGCGCUCAACGACGUGCUUCACAAGCAGCUUGGCGAUACUAUCAGCCAACUCGAGGAAGCGUCCGCGGUCAAUGGGCGGCUCGACGAGCGCAAUGCAACCCUCGAGGCCGAGGUCUCAAGGCUCCGCGCUGCGCUCAACAAGGCUUGCGACGAGCUGGAGGCUUCGCAGCAUCGUGAGAUCACGCUCUCGCAGCAGCUGGCGGAUGCUCAACGCGAGGCGGCAUCCAACCAUGACGCGCUCACGUCUGCGUUGGCAGAGCUGGACAUGCUCUCGGCGCAGCACAAUCAGGCAGUGGCCCGCCUCGAUGAGGUCAAGCACCAUGCCCAGUCGACAGCAGCCGAGACUGCGAAUCUGCGGUCGCGGCUGGAAGCCUCGGCGCUGGCAACAUCGAUGGCGUCACAGUACCGCGACCGUGCCGCUACUGCCGAGGAGCUGCGCGAAGAGUUAAUGCGGGUUCAGGCCAAGCUGACCCGGACUGUCAACUACGCGCGGAACAUCGAGGACGAGAAGGACAAGGCUGAGCAUGUCAUUAUGCAGAUGCAGGCCCAGCUUGACCAGGCUGAGCGCAAGCUUCAGCGGGUCGCCAUCCGGGUCGAGGCCGAGGUCGAGGACCAGAUUCAGGGCAUGCGCAAGAAGCUCACCGAUGCCAACGCCGAGAUCGAGCGGCUCCACCGCAAGGUACGGGAAGAGGAGGAGCGGGCCCAUCGGGCACAGACGCUGCAAGCAACCGACCCGAUUCUUGACCGCCAGAUGUCACAGCUUAAGAUGGAGCUGCAGGCCGAGACCACACGGCGCGAGCAAGUCGAGUCAGAGCUCCGCGACGCCCGCAAGGCGCUGCAGGAGCUCAAGACUCAGCACGAGAUCGUCUCGCACGAUCUCGAAUCAAUGAGUCGCAAGCUUGACCACCGUCAGGACGCCCUUUCUGCUGCCGUGAGCGACAAGAAGACGAUGGCGCAGGAGCUGGACUCGACUGCCAAGGCACUGGCUCAGGCAAGCCGCGAGCGCGACGCCACCGCUGCCGAGCUCAUGGCGGCAUCGGCCCGAAUCGCGAGCUUGACGUCCGAGGUUGAGGCUGCUGGCGAAAAACUCGCUGACCGCGACGAGAGCGUGCGCCGCCUCGAGGCUCAGCUAACCAAAGCUACCGAUGCGUCACUGGCGUCCGAGAAGAAGGUGUUGCAUCUCGGCAUGCAAGUCGAGCACUCGGCGGCGACGGUCCAGCGACUGAAGGACGAUCUUGCGGCGGCGAAGGCGACGGCGGCAGAUGCCCAGACCGCGACUCACCAAGUGACCAAGACCCGCGACGAGCUGGCAGUUCAGCUCUCGUCGUUGACAGCCCAGCUGGCUGCUGCUGAUGAGCAGUCCAAGCGCGAUGCGGCUGCCAUUGACGAUGCCGCCGUCAAGCUUGCGGCUGCACUUGCGGCGCACGACGAGACCAAGACCGAAAUUCGUGAGCUGCGACACGAUCUCGACGCCGCUCAGAAGACCGGAGCAUCGCUUGCUCGCGAACUGGCAGCAGCGCAGACCACGGCCGAAAAGGCAGAGGCUGCGCGCAAGGCUGCGGUAGUGGCCGCGGCCGCAGCAAGCGACGAAGCCCGCGGGCUCAAGUCGGAACUUGCAACUACCGAGUCGCAGCUGGGCAAGCUUGCGGCGCAGCUUGAUGCGGUUCGCGAUGCGAGCCGUGACGCCAAGGAGCUGCACACUGCGCUUGCCGCUGAGCUCAAGGACAAGACCGCCGAGCUUGACGCUGCAAAGUCGAAGCUGAUGCAGUUGGAGAACAAGGUGGUACUCGCUGAUGACAAGGUUGCACACGCGCACGAAAGCAUCGCGGACCUGAAGGCAGCACUCGCGAGCAGUGAGGCCAGGUCCGACUCGCUGGCGGCGUCCAAAGACGAUGCACUCUCCAAGCUGCGGACUCGCGAGGCUGAGCUUGCCGAAGCUCGCCGGGCCAACGACGUGCUCAGCCGUGACAGCGAGGCCGUGAUUGCGGCACGCCGCGAGCUGGAAGAGACACUGCGCAGCGUGCGCGAUGAGCUCGGUGAGGCGCGGGCCGAAGCAUCGCGGAGUGCCGGGCGCGUGACGCACCUGGAGCAAGACCUCACUCACGCCAACUCGCGGAUCGAGAGCCUGCGGACUGUAGAGGAAAAGGCGGCGCGUCUGGACGGGGAGGUGGCUCAGCAAAAGGCGGAGCUGCAGCUGGCGGCCGGACGCAUCGAGUCCUCGUCGCGAGCGGCGUCCGAGUGGGAGGGCAAGGCCGAGGCGCUAGUGCGCGAGCUGGCUGUGGCGCGCGACGAAGUUCGCGAUGUCAAGUUUGAGCUCCGCGAGUGCCAGACCGCACGCGAGAAGACCCACGCCGAGCUUGAUGCUGCUCUGCGCGCAAGUUCGCAGCUCGAGCACAAACUCUCGGCGGCGACUGACAAGGUGGCAAACCUCGAGCAGGCGCUGCGCGAGGCUCGGGCUCAUGGCGAGAGCAUGCGCACUAGCCUGGAGCGCAAGAACGCGGAGACGGGUGCGAGCCUAGACGCGUCGCGGGCAGAAAACGCCCGGCUCGAAACUGCGCUGGCGGGUCAAAAUGCGGCGGUGCGCGAGUGCCAGGCUAAGAUCGAGACGCUCAACGAGGCGCUGCAGGCAGCCAAGAUGCAGCAUGUGGAUGUUGCGGCACAGGCGUCUGCGGCACAGGCCAAGGUCGACGGCCUCCGCAACGAGCUUGAUGCUGCGCGGGGUGCAGCGCGCGACGCGCAGUCGGCAGCCAAGGCCAAGCUGGCAGCUUCGGUCCGGGCUGCGGACGAAGCAGCAGCAGCGGCGGCAAGCAAGCUUGCGGCGCGCGAGUCGGAGCUCGACUCACUUGCCAAGGCCCGGUCGGAGAUGCAGCAUCAGCUGAGCAAGCUGCGGCUGGAGUUGGAUGCAGCGCGGCAGGAUGCCGUGCGCGAGGCGGCAGCAGUUAGUGCGGCUGAGAGUCGCAUUCGCUCGCUGCAAGACGAAGUGGCACAGGCAAAUGAGCGGGUGGCACAGGCGCGCGAUGAAGCCGCAAGCAUGGUCAUGGCUCACAAAGAGGCACAGUUUGCGGCCGACCAGAAGGCUGCACGCGAGCUGGGCGCGGUCCAAGUCGAGCUGGCGACGACCAAGGCUGCGCUGCAGAGCUUGACCGAGGCAUGCAACGCUGCAAGAGCCGAGGCGCAGCGAGUGCCAGACCUCGAGCGACAGGUGGCAGCGCUGACCAACCAGGUGUCGGCGCUGCGGCAGGCCGAGGCGCGGGCACAAGCAGCGGUGAUGCAAGCCGAGUCCAAGGCGGCGACGUCCGAGUCGCUGGCGGCGUCGCUGGCGCCACUGAAGGAUGCCGUAGCAGAUGGCCUCGCCACCAACGCACAGCUCCACGCCAAGAUAGCGGAUCUCAACGAGACAAUCCAGGAACUGCGGAGUGGGGCAGCGAGCUCUGCGAUCGAGGUCGAGAGCAAGCAGAGCCAGCUGGAGAGCUUGGACGAGAAGCUGUCCCAGGCGCUGGCGCACCUCGAAUCCGAGCGUGGCACCGUGGCUGCACUCCGCGACGAGCUGGAUCGGACCCGGCGCGAGGUCGACGCGCUGCGGAGCGAGAGCACCAGCCGCGAGCGCGAGGUGCGCGAACUGGCAUCCAAGGCUGCAGCCGCAGAGCAACAGGCAGCGUUUGCACGCGAGAGCUUGGCAGCAUUGGAGAAGGACAAAUCAGAGGCCGUGGCUCAGGCGCGCGAGGCGACGAUAGCGCGUGAGACUGCGAUGCGCGAGGCGGCGACGCUGGCUGCGCAGCAAGCGCGGCACGAGGCCGAGGCUGCGCUGAUGAAGGUCUCGUCGGACAACGCUGCUGACAAGCAGGCAUCAUGCGCCGCCGAGCUAGAGCGGGUGCGUGAAGAGGCACGGCGUGCCACCGACCGAGUGACCGGCCUGGAGACGACCAACGCGUCGCUGCAGGCCCUGGUCAAGCAGCUGGAGGCAAGCCUGGGCGAAGCCAAGGCGGGAAGCGAGAGCGUGCGCACGGAGCUUGUGCAGAUGAAGGCGGCGUUGGACGAGGCACAUGGACGUGAGCUUGCGGCUAAGGAGGCAGCAGCAUCGUUGAAGCUGGAGAUGGCGACGCAGGGGGCGCAAGCCCAGCUAGCGAUGUAUGAGUCGCAGGCGCGAGCCGAGUCGUCCAAGGCCAAGUCGGCCGAAGCGCUGUCGAUGCAGCUUGCGGCGGCCGAGGAACGGGCCCGUGCGCUCAACUCGGAGUUGCAGCGCAAGAGCGACGAGGGAGCCUAUGCUGUGUCGCAGAGCGAGAACCUCACGACGCAGGUCCAGUCGCUGCGGGCCAGGGUGACCGAGGCUGAGCGGCAGGUUUUGGAGGCCAACGCGGCGACGCGCGGCGCGGCAGUCAAGGCGGAGCGGCUGGAACAGGAACUCGCGGUGAAGGAGGCAAUGGUGGUGCAGCUGAGCGCUGAGCUCGAUGGAGCGCAGUCACUGCACGCGCGGGCGGCACGACUGGAGGAAAACGUGGGCUCGCUGUCGGCGCUGCUGGCCGAAGCCGAGGCGCGGAUUGAGACUGAACGGUCGCGGGCGGCGCGGCUUGGCGAGUCCGAGGCACAGAGCGUGACACGGGUAGCGGCGCUGACGCGUGAAGUGGCGCAGGUACGCGAGCGGGCAGACCGCGCCGAGGCCGAGCUCGCGCUCGCCAAGCGAACUAUCGACGAUCUCGACUCGUCGAAGCGGCAGCUGGCCGUGCAGCUUUCGGAGGCGUCGAUCACGUCGACGCGGCUGGACGCAUCGGUGUCGGAGGCGCGGACACGGACCAUGCAGAUCGAGCGAACAUCGCGCGAUGCCACGACACGGGCGCAGGCGGCCGAGCAGCAGCUCGAGCGGGUGCGGGCGCAGCUGGUUGCCGCCGAGGCACGAGCCGAGGCGGCCGAGCGUGAGGCAGCCGAUCUCCGGCGAGAAAUGGUGCGGGCGACUAGCCAAGAGCAGCAGCUGGCGGCGACGUCGGACGAGGCGCGGCGGCUGCAGACCCGAGUUCGUGAGCUGGAGGCGCAGCUGGUGCAGGCCGAGGCGGCGGCGGCAAGCGCUCGGUCGGAUCUGGCGACGCAGCGGCGCGAGAGCGACGAGCUCCGCCGGCAAGUCGACCGGCUCGAAAGCGAGGUGGCCCGCAUUCAGGAUCGAGCGUCUCACCUCCAGAUGACCCUUCUCGAGCGCGAAUCUGAGCUCGCGGCAUCUGUCCUCGCCACUCGGCAGAUGGAGGACGAGCUGCACAUGGAGCGGAUGCAGCACUCGCGGAUCCGUGACCAGAUCGAGCUUGCGGUUUCUCAGAUCGACUUAAAACGUGACAUAUGA
This is a messenger RNA of Thecamonas trahens ATCC 50062, 6843 nucleotides long. RefSeq lists its product as uncharacterized. The transcript is spliced from 2 exons. The coding region runs from base 1 to 6843 and encodes 2280 amino acids. The record is from RefSeq and is a predicted model, not a curated record. Lineage: Eukaryota; Apusomonadida; Apusomonadidae. Gene Ontology annotation, molecular function: microtubule binding; microtubule motor activity; ATP binding. Gene Ontology annotation, biological process: microtubule-based movement.